This is a messenger RNA of Lactuca virosa, 468 nucleotides long. The record is from the annotation of a GenBank genome assembly. Lineage: Eukaryota; Viridiplantae; Streptophyta; Magnoliopsida; Asterales; Asteraceae.
AUGUUCAGCUUAAAACAAGCUAGGCUUAUCAAAAUACACCUUCAACUUCCACCUCCCACUCUCCCUCAUGCUCUCUCUUCCAAUCUCCAACCACCUCUCCCACCCGCCAUGGUAGUCGGAGUUCUACACUCACCGGCAAUACUCACUCUUGUUACUCUCUUCCUCCUCUUCUGCUUCACCACCACCACCACCUCCUCCUCCAUUUUUAACCAACCACCACCAAGAUUAAUCCACAAAGUUCAUUUCCAUCAACCAGAAUAUCACCACCACCUCCUUUCCCUUUCGGUUCCUUAUACAUUACUCAACAGAAAAGCAUUGGCACCACCCACGAAAUUCAACUUCUCACCAUUCAUUUACAGGCGGCACCACCACCGGAAAACCAGUCCCGUUGAACACCCCGUGAUUGACCCACGAUAUGGCGUGGAGAUGCACCUGGUCCCAACCGGUCCGAACCCUUUGCAUCACUGA